AACCACGUGACUUGGUGCUACGUUAGCAGCACGUAAACACGCAUGUUUGGCUCGUGCUUGUUUUUAUUGAAUUAUAAGUCGUUCGCUGUUCAAGUAAUUAAGCGAAUAGACGUAUAGUAAAUUUUUUAUUAAAGCGUUAUGAAGGUGAAAGUGCUUUGUCGGAACCCGGACGAUUAUGUUCGAGAAACUUCUAAAGAUAUACAGCGCGUUCCCAGGAAUUAUGAUCCGACUCUACAUCCCUUCGAGGUGCCCAGGGAGUACACCCGAGCCCUGAACGCCACUAAGCUCGAUCGGAUAUUCGCGAAGCCCUUCGUGGCAUCACUGGAUGGCCACAGAGACGGCAUCAACUGCAUCGCCAAGCACACCAAGAGUCUCGCCACGGUGUUGUCCGGAGCUUGUGAUGGACAGGUGAAGAUCUGGAACCUGAGCAAGAGGGAAUGUCUGCGAACCAUCCAAGCUCAUGAAGGCUUCGUCAGAGGAAUGUGCUCACGCUUUUGCGGAACUUCGUUUUUCACGGUUGGAGAUGAUAAGACUAUUAAGCAGUGGAACAUGGAGGCCCCUGGUUAUGGUGUGCGUGAGGAACCACUGACCACUAUACUCGGGAAGGCUGUGUACACAGGCAUUGACCAUCACCAGACUGAGGGCACUUUUGCAACAUGUGGCCAGACGGUGGACAUCUGGGACGAGCAGAGGAGUAGCCCUAUUCGCUCCUUCAGCUGGGGGGUGGACAGCUUCAGCUGUGUUCGUUAUAACCCUGUAGAGACCGAACUCCUUGCAAGCUGUGCCUCAGACAGAAGUAUCAUACUGUAUGACAUGAGGGAGUCAGCUCCACUUAAAAAGGUUGUAAUGCAGUUGAGAAGUAACACACUUUGCUGGAACCCCAUGGAGGCGUAUAAUUUCACGUGCGCCAAUGAGGACUAUAACCUGUACACCUAUGACAUGAGGCGGCUGGACACACCAGUUACUGUACACAUGGACCACGUCUCUGCCGUGCUGGACGUUGACUACUCGCCCACGGGGAGAGAGUUUGUGUCAGCCAGUUUCGACAAGACGGUUCGCAUCUUCCCCAAAAACAGCGGCCACAGCAGGGAGGUGUAUCACACCAAGCGCAUGCAGCACGUCAUCUGUGUGAGAUGGUCAAUGGACAACAAAUACAUCCUGAGCGGUUCAGACGAGAUGAACAUCCGCAUCUGGAAGGCCAACGCCUCGGAGAAACUGGGAGUGCUGACAUCUAGAGAGAAGGCCACCAUACACUACAACCAGAAGCUGAAGGAGAAGUUCCAGCACCACCCGCAAGUCAAGCGCAUCGCUCGCCAUCGCCACCUGCCCAGAGACAUCUACAAACAGAAGCGAGAGCAGCGGGAGAUGAAGGAGGCCAGACGCAGGAAGGAACAAAACGUGCGCAAACACAGCAAGCCCGGCUCCGUUCCCUUGGUGACCGAGAAGGAGAAACAUGUGGUGACUGUAGUGGAAUAACACGUCACUGCCUAGAGGAGCUUCAAACACACUCACACACACAUGUUCAUAUAAAAAGACUUUUGCAAACCCAGAGCAGCUCUGCUGUGUUGCCAUUCCGAGACAUUUUUCAGCAAUUACGGCUGAUUCAGCGAGUCUACAUUGUGGUAGACCGUCUCAGGAUCAGCCGCAGCGGUCCCGUCCAUCAGGAGGUGUCGUGUUCUUCAUCGGAAUAUGAUGUGGGAUUCUUUACUUUCUUUACUGAUCGAUGCCAAUAUUAUUGAACAUAUUUAUGGUUUCCUUUCAGCAGGAUCUUAUACUCACAAAUAAAAAAAAAAUGUUGAC
Molecule: messenger RNA, 1800 nt
Organism: Hemibagrus wyckioides
Lineage: Eukaryota; Metazoa; Chordata; Actinopteri; Siluriformes; Bagridae
Gene: dcaf13
Product: ddb1 and cul4 associated factor 13
Exons: 11
Coding region: 139-1476 (445 amino acids)
Biological process (GO): maturation of SSU-rRNA from tricistronic rRNA transcript (SSU-rRNA, 5.8S rRNA, LSU-rRNA)
Cellular component (GO): nucleolus; small-subunit processome
Molecular function (GO): protein binding
Source: RefSeq, a predicted model, not a curated record